AUAGAGAAGACUGGAUCAGAUGAUGACUGCCCACUUGAGCAUCAGUAUUAUCACUUCACAUCCAGGGGUUUCCUUCCCACGGUGCCAAGGGCUUUCCAUCCUCCACGCAGGAAAGAAGACCAAUUCCCACACAUUGUGGUAAUCUGCUGUGCCUCUAGCAACAGACAACUAGUACAUGCAAAAAGAAAGUAAGGGCGGUGGGAAUGAAAACGGGUUUCAGUGACAGGCACCAUGCGCAUUGACUAACUCUGUGGUUGGGUGCAGGCGGUGCACAGAAAUCUAGUCUGCAUCAUUCCCUGAUAGCGUCCUGAGAGGAGAGGCAGGGCUGGAUUCUCAGUAUUUUUGUGCCCAUCCACCUGCUGGCUGCAAUAGUGCAGCAUGACUGAUACAGUGAUGAGCAGCGGCUCAGGUCGCUGGGUGUCCAACGACAGGCAGAGGACCAUGCACGCGAGUGAUAAAGAGCAGGGCAACUGGACCAUACAGCAAGGCACUGGUUCCAGUGCAGACCUGACAGAUGAAGAGAAGGAGAUUAUAAACAGUGUGAUUGCCCGUGCUGAGAAAAUGGAAGCUAUGGAACAGGAGAGAAUUGGGCGCCUAAUAAACCGCCUAGAUGACAUGAAGAAGACUGUGUGUGGAGAUGGAGUGUCCCGCUGUUUGCUGUGUGGAGAGCAGCUGGGCUCACCUGGGGUCAGCUCAGUGGUGUGUGAGGACUGCAAAAAGAACAUGUGUACUAAAUGUGGCACACAGUGUGGCAGUCGGCCACGUGCUGUGUGGCUGUGCAGGAUCUGCAGAGAACAACGAGAGGUAUGGAAGAGAUCUGGUGCGUGGUUCUUUAAAGGUUUCCCCAAGCAUUUUCUACCAUCACCCAUGCCAUUGUCUAAAGCAAGGGAGACAAGUACCCAGGAAGCAGCAGAGCCUCAGAGGCCAGCACCUUCUCAGCCCCAAGGGGCAGUAACCCAACCACAACAACUAGGUCUGAGUCAGAGUCAGGCUCCUACCUCUGAUCAGCAAGUUUCAGGUGCAGAGCCACAGAGCCGUGCUGGUUACCCACCUGUGGCCCCUAAACCGGUUAUGCACAUGGCUACAGGAGGGGCUGGGCCUGAAGAGGUGGGUCAUGCCAGUCCAGUGGUGAUGAAGAAAAUUGUCCCUGUGCAGAGCUCCAGACCACAAUCUGCUGCUUCAGCCACCAUAGCCCAGCAGGGUCCUGCAGCAGGAGAUGGAGGUGCUUAUUCUUCCAGUUCAGCUCCUUCAGAGCAGAGAGCACCUCCUGCUGUAAGAGAAGACAGGAGGCCUGCUGCCUAUAAUAACCCUCCUCCCCGACAUCAGCCUCCCCCAGCCGAGGAGGAGGAGGAAGCCAAUGACUAUGACUCGGAUGAAGCAACCACACUCGGUUCUCUUGAGUUCAGUCUUUUCUAUGAGCAGGAAAGCAACAGCCUCCACUGUAGCAUCCUCAAAGCAAAGGGACUGAAGCCCAUGGACUCAAAUGGUCUGGCAGAUCCUUAUGUGAAGCUUCAUCUGCUGCCAGGGGCUAGCAAGUCUAACAAGUUACGCACAAAGACUCUGAGAAACACCCGUAACCCCAUGUGGAAUGAGACGCUUACCUACCAUGGCCUCACAGAUGAGGACAUGCAGCGCAAGACCCUCAGGCUCUCUGUCUGUGAUGAGGACAAAUUUGGGCAUAAUGAGUUUAUUGGGGAAACCCGAGUGGCACUGAAGAAACUGAAGAUGAAUCAGAAAAAAAACUUCAGUGUUUGUUUAGAAAGAGUCGUGCCUACUAAGAGAACUGCAACAGCUGGAGCCGCCAGAGGGAUUGCACUCUAUGAAGAUGAGCCAGGGAAAGAUGGCACAGAGGUAGAAGAGCGUGGUCGUGUUCUGAUCUCCCUCAUGUACAGCUCCCAGCAGAAUCGUCUCAUUGUGGGGGUCGUGCGCUGCGUUCACUUGGCUGCCAUGGAUGCAAAUGGCUACUCUGACCCAUACGUCAAAAUAUGUCUGAAACCUGACAUGGGCAAGAAGGGCAAGUCCAAAACACAAAUCAAGAAGAGGACUUUAAACCCUGAGUUUAAUGAGGAAUUCAGCUAUGACAUCAAACACAGUGAACUGGCCAAGAAGACAUUAGACAUCUCUGUGUGGGAUUAUGAUAUUGGGAAGUCCAAUGAUUACAUAGGUGGUUGCCAGCUGGGUAUCACCGCCAAAGGCGAGAGGCUGAAGCACUGGUAUGAGUGCUUGAAGAACAAGGACAAGAAGAUUGAGCGCUGGCACACCUUGUAUAAUGAGAAUCACGUUGCUAGUGAUUAACCAUACAGCAUGGGUUUACAUCUAUCCUCCCCAAUUGGUUUGCAUUCAUAUCCUGAUGCACUUUUACCAAUGUAGUGGUUUUUAUUUAUUAUGUCUUACUGUCACACAGGCACUGCUGAAGUUAGUCCCUUUCCUCGGUUUAUCAUAUUUUCUUCCCUGUUUUAAUAUGAGCAAUUUCUCUGCCUGUACUGACCCUAAAUCUGCCUCUGGCACAAAUCACAGUGGAAAUUAAUUUGAAGUUUCAUUAAAAUAACUAAGACAUAUGUCACUGAACAACUGCACAAAGCCUCUCAUGCCUGUCAGUGAUGUUAGAAAUUACUCUGAACUUGACACAUUCUUCACUAAAGGAAAUUAAGUUUGAAUUGCAGUGGCACAGAUAAAAUGAAGCAAUAUGUUAUGGCAUCUGAGGUCAGACCCAUUUUUCAAGUUCACAAAAGCCUUGACAAAGCUCAUGUCUGAAAUUAAUUAGACUGUUAGGAUAUUAUUUGGACUUUCUCAUGAGAUUACAAAAUGCUGCGUGCAACAUGUAGAACUGUAUAAGCAUGCCAGUAUACACACAUAGGACAACACGCAGCUGCACUUUAAAAUACUUCAGCUGUAUGAACAUAUUGUAUAUUUACAUAAAGAAAUGUUUACAUACUGAUACAUUGCUCAGGUUAGGAUAGACAUCUGAAAUGACAGAUGAUUCAUUAGUAAGUGGACCAUGAGCUAGCUGGAUCUUUAAUCAGUUGCUGUUAAGUUGUGAUUUAUAAAUAUGAAGGAACACUUAUAUAGUUUAGCAGGAGUUUUUAAGUAACUUUAUUAAAACUGUGUAUUUACAUUUUGUUGGCACUGUUAACUAUCAGAAACAGAAACUAAACCUUGUUGAUUAUCCAUUAAUUUCUUUGUUGCGUUGUUACCUGGCAGGAAAAAAACAAAAAAAAAUCCCAUCCUGCUAUCUUUGUUCCUUUAAAGCUCGCGGUUCACUCUGACACCUCAGAGUUUUUUUUACUGCAGUGUUUACACCGAUUGCAAACGGUUAUUUUUCUUACAGGUGUCCAGAACAAAUAUAGCUGCUGUGCUCAAUGAUAUGAGAAAUGGGUGAACAGGUUGUGUCAAAAGUAUGUGCAGCUUUACCUGCAUGCACUGUGCUUGUGACUCUCAUGUGCCUGGGGCAAUCAUGGCCCGCUUUAAUAUUAACAUAUCCUUUUCACAAAACAGGACCCUUUCCCCUUUGCCACGCCCUAAUCAUUCAGUGCUUUAGUGUGUGUUUGUUCACUAAUCACAGCAAACCAAGGAAAGCACACCUUACAAAGUGGAAUGACCUCAAUUUAUACAGCUUUCUGCAAGUUAUAUCAUUGUCAAAACAAAGACAAAAACAAAACAUCCUAUGCAUGAAAUGUCUUGUGGUUCAAGAUAUAUAUACUUUGUAAGAAACCACUCUAUCGUAAUUUCAUUAAUGUUUACACUUCUAUCCCAUAACAUUCCUAUUGAAACCUAAUACACUGUACAAGCGGCCAUACUCUGCAUGACUAUGAUGACUGUGGUGUACUUUGAAUAAACUGGUUUGUUAGCAUCCACGCAUCCACUUAUAAUCGACUGAGAAUGAGAGCUAGUCCAACUCUGUCAGUAGCAGACCGAGAUUAAUCUCAGUAUUUGAUUAUAAGGUCCUGUGCGCACACAUUCACGUUCAAAUCUUUAGAAAUGUCUUGUUUUCUAUGUAAAGCCACUGUGCCCCCUUGUGGCAGUGUUUCAUGAACACACCAGGAUUACGCUGCGCUACAUCAGCUGCUGUGAUCAUCACCUGAUAAUUAUCCAUUGGUGUUUAAAAAACAAAAAACAAAACAGGCUUCUCUGAGCUAAACUCACUGUUGUCUACUUGAUUCUGCCGGUACAGUGGAAUGUUCCUUAAUCUCUGUAUUUGUACAUAGAUAGUGCAUGCAGUUAAAAUAUGUAUGUUUGCAAGUAACUUCGCAUGUAAAGAUUUUGCAGAGUUUACACAGACCAAUAAAAUCAAAUGAAAAGCAA
Messenger RNA from Melanotaenia boesemani (Boeseman's rainbowfish), 4302 nucleotides. Its product is annotated as rabphilin-3A-like. The transcript is spliced from 19 exons. Gene Ontology annotation, biological process: intracellular protein transport. Gene Ontology annotation, cellular component: membrane. The record is from RefSeq and is a predicted model, not a curated record. The coding region runs from base 379 to 2295 and encodes 638 amino acids. Gene Ontology annotation, molecular function: small GTPase binding. NCBI's taxonomy places the organism in Eukaryota, Metazoa, Chordata, Actinopteri, Atheriniformes, Melanotaeniidae.